AUGAACUUCUUCCGUGAUAGAGACGCCAACAGCGAUGUCUUUGACGAUCCAAAGAACGAUCCCACCGCUGCAUCACCUUCCACCUCGCCCCGCAAGAAGCAAAAGUUUGACAUUGGACCGCCCGGCAACUCCACGCUAGACACAGCCGACGAUGAUGCUGCGCUUGCAAGUCUACGCAAACGUAUGGCCGGCCCUUCCUCAGCCAAAGCAGGCUUAGCAAAAGACCAGGACGAGAUCAACAAGAUCAUCUACGAGGUCUCCAAAGGCAGCAAGUUCUUCGAAAACGAGCGCAAGAAGGAUGCUCAGACUACCGAGCGCAUCAACGCUCUGCUGGCACGCAGGGACCAAAAGCUCCUGCAGGUCCCACCUGGAAGCAACGAAUGGCUCUCCAUCGAGCGCAAGAUCGAAGACUUGGCCACGCGUCUCGAGAACAGCCGCGACCUUUCCCGCACCAUCCUGCAUACCGACAUCGACAUGUUUUACGCCGCUGUAGAGCUGGCCAGAGAUCCUUCGCUCAAGGGCAAGUGCUUCGGCGUCGGUUCCGGCGUACUUGUCACCGCCUCCUACGAAGCUCGCAAGUACGGCGCUCGCAGUGGCAUGGCUACCUUUGUUGCAAAGGCGCUCUGUCCGCACCUCAUCGUAGUCAAGAACGACAUGCAAAGCUACGUCGAGGCCAGUCAGAAAGUCAUGGCUGUCUUUGAACAGUACGACGAGAACUUGGCCAAGGCUUCGCUCGACGAGGCGUAUCUCGACAUCACAGAAUACAUCGAGCAGCACGGUGGCACCAUCGACCAGAUUGUUCAGCAACUGCGUGACCAGGUCCGAAGCGAAACACAACUUACCGUGAGUGUCGGUAUUGCUCCCAAUACCAUGCUGGCUAAGAUCUCGUCGGACAGAAACAAGCCAGACGGUCAAUUUCGAGUACAGCCGGACCGCAAGGCUAUCGUCGACUUUAUGCGGGACCUCCCUUGCCGCAAGAUUCCGGGCAUUGGCCGAGUCAACGAGCGUAUCCUCGAAAGCCUCGGCGUCAGCACCUGCGGAGAGAUCUGGAACAAGCGCGUCGAGCUUUGGCUCGCCCUCGAUGGCAAGAUUGAAUGGCUCAUCAAGGCUCAUCUCGGUAUUGGCAAUACUGUUGUCGAGCCCAGCAAGCGCGAAGAACGAAAAAGCGUCGGUCGUGAACACACUUUCAACCCCACCGCUGAUACACAGGCGUUGCUCGAUCUACUCAAGGAGUCGGCUCAGCGCGUGGAACAAGACCUCGAACGACUCGACUUCAAAGGCAAGACCAUCACCCUCGUUGCUAAGAAGGACAAUUACCAGCGCUUCUCUCGCGCUCGUACCUCGACACGACUGGUGCACCGCGCUGAAGAGCUGUACGACAUUACGAGCUCGUUGCUGCUUCAGGAGAUCGAGCGUGAGGGCGCCCUUUCGCUGCGGUUGAUUGGCGUCCGCGUGACCCAUCUUGUGGACCUGCGUGGCGCAGCAGCGGGCGAGGAGAGACUGCGAAAGCUCUUUCAGACGCGCCAGUCGAAUGGCGAGGCGCAAGGCGAAGAGGCGGCCCAAGUACGACCGCGAAAGACGGCGCACGAGUGGCAGCAAGAGGAAGAGCGCCAACUCGCCCUCGCCAUCAAGCAGUCGCUCGAGGGUAACGGGGAUCCCUUUCAAGAGGUGCACGACCUCAGUCAGGACGACGCAACCACACAGGUUCGCGAAGCAUCUCCUACGAUAGCUCUCGCGCUGUCGAAGAGCGACGAGGCCGGGCCGAGCGCACCCUUACCGUCCUCAAACGCAGCGGCGCAGUGCCCAAUCUGCAUCAAACCAAUUCAAGGCUCAAACGAUCAGCUCAACGCACACAUCGACGCCUGUCUCAAUCAGUCGCAGCUCGAUCCUCCCUCACGUGCAUCUCCACAACCACCGCCGUCCCAUCGCGCCGACUCCGCGAGCGCACCGAAGAAGAAACGUGGUCCGCUCGACUCGUUCGUGCGGCGAUCCAACAAGUGA
Molecule: messenger RNA, 2001 nt
Organism: Kalmanozyma brasiliensis GHG001
Lineage: Eukaryota; Fungi; Basidiomycota; Ustilaginomycetes; Ustilaginales
Product: DNA polymerase type-Y, HhH motif
Exons: 1
Coding region: 1-2001 (666 amino acids)
Biological process (GO): error-prone translesion synthesis
Cellular component (GO): nucleus
Molecular function (GO): damaged DNA binding; DNA-directed DNA polymerase activity
Source: RefSeq, a predicted model, not a curated record